GUCGUUUUUCGGAUCUCAUAGUAAUUCUUUGGCGAGUGCGAAGUACUAUUUAACGCAGGAGCUUCCGUCGCGUCCAAGCGAGUAGCUGCUGUCGUUAUCUUCGCAGCUCCGGUAUGCGGAGCAGUAGUGACCACGGAUAUAGUAUUUUGAAACUAGAAAAAAUGCAAAUGGCGCCGAAACCAACGAGAUGCGUCGCGGCGACAUCGGUUCUACUGUUGCUGCCUAUCCUACACAAAUGCUGAGAAAAAUUGCAAGGUCCGAACUUGUCAUUCUCAGUGAGCACAGUGUCUUAAUUUAUCUACAAGUCUCUCUCAAGGUUAAGUCGCAGCAUCCAUGCAGUGAGGCAAUGUCAAGCAUGACAAGUUUCGGUGAAGACUGUCGUCAGCACAUGUUUCCUCAGCAUAAGUUUCUCGUCCUGGUUUGCGUGGCGCGCAGGAACUUUCGUGCAGUUGGAGGAGGUUUUCAGUACGUCGCAAUAUGCGGCCUGGGUGGGAAUGCAGGCGGAAGGUCAGUUGACCGAUCGGCUGCCAAGUUGGGCGCGCGAGUGCAAAACCAUCUACAUGGACAUGGGUUCUAACCGCGGCGUUCAGGUGCGCAAGCUGUUCGAGCCCGAGCGCUACCCGAAUUCGCUAGUCUUUCCGAUUUUCCAAGCGAAGUACUACGACAAUCCGGAGGACGAGACUCCAAAAAUGGCGGACGGCCCUGCAACCCCUCCUCGUCCGAUGUUCCGCGGCGGAACAGGUAGUUCGUCCCCGCGACCGCAGGGGAAACUUCUCCCCUCCGUGUGCGCGUUCGGCUUCGAGCCCAACCCGAACCACCACCUGCGGUUGGCGCGGCUGCAGGCGGCCUACCAGAGUCGCGGGUGGCGGGUGCACUUUUUUCCUCGGGGUGUCUGGGUGCGAAAUGAAACCUUGACAUUUACCGGGCGGCAAGAAACGAAGUCCGUGUACAGCUUAUCCGAGGGUGGGGCGCGUCUGGUGGUGACCGCGAAGAAGGACCACAACGGAGCAGGGGCUACUUCGCGGCAAGAGCCGAAGACGCACCACGCCGGCGACGUGAAGAUUCAGACCAUCGACAUCGCCGACCUUCUCCGCACACUGCAGGUGGGCCAGCGAGCCACGAUACCCUACUGGAAGAUGGACAUCGAAGGCGCGGAGUGGCGCGUUAUCCCACAAAAAAGCUGGCAGGGCAUCGGCAUAUUUGUAAUGCAAAAAUCAAUACACAGAAAAAUCUGUCAUGGGCGGCCUCAUAGCAUGCUGUUUAGGAUACGCAGUGCAGAUUUCUUUGUGUAUGUAUUUUUGCAUUACAAAUGUGACCUGCCAGCUUUUUUCUGUGGGAUACGCGUGCUCCCGUAUCUGAAGGAGAGCGGGUUUCUCUCGGCCUCGCGCGUCGCGGAAAUUGGUUUGGAGUACCACUGCGGACCGGAGUACGACCAAAGUUUUGGCAGCAGUGCGAAGUCCUGGAUGCCGACGGCGGAGUGCUUCGCGGUGACGCAGGCAGCCGCGGGGAAGUCGCCGCCGGGGAUGAAGGCUAGUAUCCUAAACGCGUCACCCACGACGUCGAAGGACCCGUUCGGCGACGCGGUUGUGGCGGCGGUGCAGAAGCGGUUGAAUCCGGAGCAGAGCUGGCUGGAUUCGCUCACCGGGAAGGCACGACAAGCGCCCGUGACGAAAAUCUUGAAUCUGGACGACGAAACCUACGUGAAUGACGGCGGGAACAGCGAUUUUUACGGGUACGGUGCCGCGCCGCUUUUCUGGUUCGUCGUGAUGUGCAUCUGGAACGUGUUGCUACUCUGCGCAGUGGCGUUCUCGCACAUUUCAAGCAGAACUUCUCUAGGCCGUUCCGCCGCGGACAGCAGCCGAAAGAACCACGUAGGCGAACCUCCGGAGUCAGCGGGAUUGGUGCCGCAGCUGCCGGUGGGAGCGUCAGUCGAGGAGCUGGAAAUGACAAAGACUGUCGGGGCACGCCCGUUAGAAUGAAUUUUAACGAAGAUGACAAUCGAUAGAAGAUUUGAAUACACUUUUUCAAUGUCAAUAGCCCGCAUGCCUUUGGGGCACAUUGUUUUACUUCUGCGGAUAGAGCGAGAGCGUCGUUCUACUUUUCGCAUAAGUUGCCCCCAGGAAGCAGAGACUACUUUGGUUCUUAUCCAUUUAGUCUUGCGCGCUGGCGCCACGAAGGAAAUUUUAUCAAAAGCUGCACUCUCAUAGAAAUUCAGAAUCGACUUCGACGCAACUGUGACAGACGUCACUUUGCAAUUGCAGCGGUUUCUGAACUUCCACCUCUUCGUUCAUUUGAACUACAUCAGAGGUAAUGAGUAACUCUAGUUCUCCAGAUUUAGUUCAAGAAAAGCCUCUGACAACGGAGCGAGUUCCGUUUUGGACCUAUCUUUGAACUUAUUUUUGUUUUUCCGAGCUUAUUUUUGUUUUUCCGAGCUUCCGGUACAAGCUGUCUCAAGUUAGUUUGAAAUUGAAAAUUCGUACCGACAACUGAUAGCGGCGGCACGGUAUCCGUGUCUGCAGACGAAAGUCGAACAGAUGACAACAAACGCGUCCGUGUAAAAUAUGAUCCGCUGUAUGUCGUCAGAUUGUUCCGCAC
Messenger RNA from Amoebophrya sp. A120, 2595 nucleotides. The record is from the annotation of a GenBank genome assembly. Lineage: Eukaryota; Dinophyceae; Syndiniales; Amoebophryaceae.